Molecule: messenger RNA, 291 nt
Organism: Macrosiphum euphorbiae (potato aphid)
Lineage: Eukaryota; Metazoa; Arthropoda; Insecta; Hemiptera; Aphididae
Source: the annotation of a GenBank genome assembly
AUGUCCUUAACGAAAAAACAAAAAUUGAUCUUACAACUACUUCUUUUACAACAAGCAGAAGAAGAACAAGCUAUCAUAAAAUACGUUGUAUCAAAAAAUAAAAAUGAAGUGCAUGAAAUGUACUUAGCUAGAGAAGCUGAAGGAUUUUUCAGUGUCCUGAUUGAAAAACAUUUAUGGCGAGACGAAACCAAAUUCAGGGAAUUUUUUAGAUUAAAUUGGGAUCAAUUUAAUUAUGUAUUGAACCUAGUUGAGGAAGACAUAAAAACCAACCCAAGCAUCAAAAUUAGAUAA